UGCGAGGACUCCGGGGAAGUGCAGGCUCCAAUCGACGGACGCCAGAUGACGGGGGUCCCCUAAACGCUGCCUCGAAACUCCCGCCGGCUGUCUUCUGCAUCUUGCUGGUGGUCCGGGCCUGUUAAACUAAAUCGACGGCACCACAAAACCAUUCGAACCGAAUUGUGGCUUUCACUCACCAUGUCGCUCAUUAAAGCCGUCCAGAGAGCUUUCUCUAAGAUGGCACCGGUUUCUUUGGCUGAAAGCUGGGAUAACACGGGCUUGCUGUUAGAAUCCCCAGUGAUCAGACCUUUGGCCAAUAAGGUUCUUCUGACGAUUGAUUUGACACCAAGUGUUGCCGAGGAAGCAUUGGCAAAGGAUUCGAAUGUUGGCGUGAUUGUUGCUUACCAUCCUACGAUUUUUCGGGGUCUCAAGUCGUUGACAUUGGGUGAUCCCCUUCAAGAAAUCAUUUUAAAAUGUGCAUCAGCUGGUAUCAGUGUUUAUUCACCUCAUACAGCACUCGAUUCGGUGAUAGGAGGAAUCAACGACGAACUGUGUGAAAUCGUCUCCGGUCAAAUACCCCACCAGAACAAAAUAUAUUCCGUAUCUGGUGCAAUCGUCGAGAAAAUUCCCGAAAAUGUACUGAGUGGGGUGGGGUUAGGUGGUGGACGCCGAGUCGAAUUCGCGAAAGGAGAAGAGGUCGAUCUGGAUCAGCUUAUCAGUAGAGUUAAAGCAGGCUUGGGAAUUCCUCAUGUCCAAUUAGCAAAGUCAAGUUUUGCGCCUCCAACCAUUCGCUCGGUAGGCGUUUGCGCGGGAUCUGGUGGGUCCAUCUGUUCGGCUUUGGGAAAAUCUUGUGACGCUUUUGUGACUGGGGAAAUGUCACACCACGAGUUACUAAGUGCCAACGCGCGUGGAAUUCACAUCAUUCUUACUGCACAUACGAACACCGAGCGGUUCUUUCUUGCUAAAGUCUUGCAACCUAGAUUGCACGAACUUCUUCUCGAUGAGGCUGCGCAGAUGUCUGAACAUCAAACUCCUCAGUGGGAGGUGGAAGUCAGCGUAGCUGAUCGCGAUCCACUAGUGGUAGCUUAGAAAAGCUAAAACUUCUAAAAAGUCUUUUCUAUUCGUAAAUUUUUUUCUCAAUAAAGCAAAGGUUUUUAUUUCCCGAUCCUGAGAACCGAUGGAGAUUUGAUUUGCAAGCGUGGAAAAAAUAAUGAAUACAU
Puccinia graminis f. sp. tritici CRL 75-36-700-3 is the source of this 1202-nucleotide messenger RNA. RefSeq lists its product as uncharacterized. The record is from RefSeq and is a predicted model, not a curated record. Lineage: Eukaryota; Fungi; Basidiomycota; Pucciniomycetes; Pucciniales; Pucciniaceae. The coding region runs from base 181 to 1071 and encodes 296 amino acids. Gene Ontology annotation, cellular component: mitochondrion; cytoplasm. The transcript is spliced from 5 exons.